This is a messenger RNA of Nomascus leucogenys (northern white-cheeked gibbon), 2679 nucleotides long. RefSeq names its product DNA polymerase mu (gene POLM). NCBI's taxonomy places the organism in Eukaryota, Metazoa, Chordata, Mammalia, Primates, Hylobatidae. The coding region runs from base 95 to 1861 and encodes 588 amino acids. The record is from RefSeq and is a predicted model, not a curated record. Gene Ontology annotation, molecular function: DNA binding; DNA-directed DNA polymerase activity. The transcript is spliced from 11 exons. Gene Ontology annotation, biological process: double-strand break repair via nonhomologous end joining. Gene Ontology annotation, cellular component: nucleus.
CAGCCCGCUUCCGUCAGCCUCACUGCGGCUUCCUGCCGUCUUGCUUCGCGUUUCCCUCUGCGUUCCCUCCGCGCUGCUGGAGGCUGUGGUCCCAAUGCUCCCCAAACGGCGGCGAGCGCGGGUCGGGUCACCUAGCGACGAUGCCGCUUCCUCCACGCCGCCCUCGACGCGCUUCCCCGGAGUCGCCAUCUACCUGGUCGAGCCUCGCAUGGGUCGCAGCCGCCGGGCCUUCCUCACACGCCUGGCGCGCUCCAAAGGCUUCCGCGUCCUUGACGCCUGCAGCUCCGAAGCGACACAUGUUGUGAUGGAAGAGACCUCAGCAGAGGAGGCCGUCAGUUGGCAGGAGCGCAGGAUGGCAGCUGCUCCCCCAGGUUGCACCCCGCCAGCUCUGCUGGACAUAAGCUGGUUAACAGAGAGCCUGGGAUCCGGGCAGCCUGUACCUGUGGAGUGCCGGCACCGCCUGGAGGUGGCUGGGCCAAGGAAGGGGCCUCUGAGCCCAGCAUGGAUGCCUGCCUAUGCCUGCCAGCGCCCCACGCCCCUCACACACCACAACACUGGCCUCUCGGAGGCUCUGGAGACACUGGCCGAGGCAGCGGGCUUUGAAGGCAGUGAGGGCCGCCUCCUCACCUUCUGCAGAGCAGCCUCGGUGCUCAAGGCCCUUGCCAGCCCUGUCACAACCCUGAGCCAGCUGCAGGGGCUUCCCCACCUUGGAGAACACUCCUCUAGGGUUGUCCAGGAGCUGCUAGAGCAUGGAGUGUGUGAGGAGGUGGAGAGAGUUCGGCGCUCAGAGAGGUACCAGACCAUGAAGCUCUUCACCCAGAUCUUCGGGGUCGGUGUGAGGACUGCUGACCGGUGGUACCGGGAAGGACUGCGAACCUUGGAUGACCUCCGACAGCAGCCCCAGAAACUAACCCAACAGCAGAAAGCGGGGCUCCAGCACCACCGGGACCUGAGCACCCCAGUCCUGCGGUCCGAUGUAGAUGCCCUGCAGCAGGCGGUGGAGGAAGCUGUGGGGCAGGCCCUGCCUGGGGCCACCGUCACGCUGACUGGCGGCUUCCGCAGGGGGAAGUUGCAGGGCCAUGACGUGGACUUCCUCAUCACCCACCCCAAGGAGGGUCAGGAGGCGGGGCUGCUGCCCAGAGUGAUGCGCUGCCUGCAGGACCAGGGCCUCAUCCUAUACCACCAGCACCAGCACAGCCACUUGGAGUCCCCUACCCGCCUGGCCCAACAGAGCCACAUGGACGCUUUUGAGAGAAGUUUCUGCAUUUUCCGCCUACCACAACCUCCAGGGGCUGCUGUUGGGGGAUCCACGAGGCCCUGCCCAUCCUGGAAGGCUGUGAGGGUGGACUUGGUAGUCGCACCCAUCAGCCAGUUCCCUUUCGCCCUGCUCGGUUGGACUGGCUCCAAGCUUUUCCAGCGGGAGCUGCGCCGCUUCAGCCGGAAGGAGAAGGGCCUGUGGCUGAACAGCCAUGGGCUGUUUGACCCGGAGCAGGGAAGCAGCAGUGGCAUGACUCCUAGGUCACGGAAGUCCUGCUUCUGUUGCAGAAGACAUUUUUCCAUGCGGCUUCAGAGGAAGACAUCUUCAGACACCUGGGCCUUGAGUACCUUCCUCCAGAGCAGAGAAAUGCCUGAGCCUGCCUGUGUCCCCCACUUCCACUCAGGAAAUCGGGCUGCCCCCAACCUGGCCACUGAAUGUCUCCAGGCAGAUAUGCUGCCCCCCGACCCCCACCUUCACCCCUCCCCGCCAGGGCCUGGCUCUGCCGGAGGUCAGUUGUGCCUGAAGGAUCAGUUGAGCCCCUGCUUGUGUGCUGCAGGGUGUGGUGAGGUGGGAGCCCUUGGUGCCAGCCUCAUUGCUGUGUGACCUUGGGUCUGCUCUUAGCCUCCUCAUGGCUCACAUUCCUGCCCUGGAUGGGAUGUGAGCGGGGCCCACUUCAUGGAGCCGUGGCGGGGCCUGCAGUCAUGAAUGGCAAGUGGUCCCUGAUGUGCAGUGUCCCAUCAGUUGCACUGCAGUUACUGUGGCUCCUGCAGGGCACCCUACCCAGAGUGCCCAGAAGAGAACCAUGCAUACCUGCGCUGCGUUUGAGAGCCAUGAGCUGGAGGCUUGGUUCUUGACAGCAAGGAGCCUGCUGUCUGGUGUGCUGUAGGCAUCUGGAGAGGGAGAGGGCCUGGGUAGGAGUUAGGAGGAAGAUAAUUUUCAACUAUGGGGAUUCAGUACUGCAGCGCCCCAAGCCAGGCUCUGUGCUUCUGCCUUUAAGGCCUGUUCUCAGCACAGUGUCUCAAAAAUAGGUCAUAUCCUGCCACUCCCAUUGCAGAGCCCUUUAAUGGUUCCAAACCCUAAGUCCACACAUAGCUCCUGGCUCUGGCAUCUCUCCAGCCCCACUGGCCCCGGAGCUGCUUGACUCACCAGCUUCCUAUUUGAUGCACCCAGGCCCCCUUGUGGCCAACUCCCUCCUCUUUUCACUGAGGCAGAAGCACUGAGGUGGGCUGGACAUGGGUGCCCUCCACGUCCCUCAUAUCCCCAGGCACACUCUGGCCUCAGGUUUUGCCCUGGCCGUGUCAUCCACCUGGAGAGGGCCAUCCCCUUCUUCAGGCCUUGAAUCAAAAGUCACUUUGUUAGGCGAGGAUUUCCCAGACCACUCAUCACAUUAAAAAAUAUUUUGAAAAUGAACAUGCAGUAAA